UUAUCUUGCAUCAAUAUUAAAUGAAAGUCGUAUAUAAAAAAGGCAAUGUCUAAACACGUAAGCAGAUCUACAAAAUAUACCUGACUAACUGAAUCAAAAUGGUAUCCGAAUUUAGAAAAAAGAAGCUGUUAUUCUUGCAUAGAUUCUUUGACAAGGAUGCCAGCGGAGCCGUGGAGAAGAAAGACUUUGAGCAGGCGGCGGUAAAUAUUUCAAAUUCAAGAGGAUGGAAGCAGGGAGACGCCAAGUACAAGGAGACUUUUGAUACUCUCCUCAAGGUGUGGAGUGACUUAGAAAGUGUGGCAGACGCGGACAAAGACGGGGCUGUCACCGUCGAUGAAUGGAUCGCAAUGUGGGACGCCUUCGCCCAGAACCCGUCCUCGGCGCACGCCUGGCAGAGUCAGUACUGCAAGUUUAUCUUUCAGCUACAGGACGCCACCAGCGAUGGCGCCAUUGACAGUGAGGAGUUUUCGUCAGUUUGCGUUUCAUUCGGUGGAAGCAAAGAUCAGGCGGUGACCGCUUUCCAGAAGAUGUCGAAAGGCAAGUCUACUAUUUCUUGGGCGGAGUUCCAAGAACUCUGGAGGGAGUUCUUCGCGGCAGAAGACCCUAGCGCACCCGGAAACUUCAUCUUUGGAACGUCGACUUUUUAAUCUGUGUGUAGCUGUAGUGGAAGUAGACAUUUUUUCAACAUUUACA
This is a messenger RNA of Papilio machaon (common yellow swallowtail), 693 nucleotides long. Its product is annotated as calexcitin-2-like. Bases 99 to 647 code for a protein of 182 amino acids. The transcript has a single exon. Gene Ontology annotation, molecular function: calcium ion binding. Lineage: Eukaryota; Metazoa; Arthropoda; Insecta; Lepidoptera; Papilionidae. The record is from RefSeq and is a predicted model, not a curated record.